Molecule: messenger RNA, 216 nt
Organism: Geodia barretti
Lineage: Eukaryota; Metazoa; Porifera; Demospongiae; Tetractinellida; Geodiidae
Source: the annotation of a GenBank genome assembly
CAACGUAGUUAGGAGCAGGGCAUGUGCCAUCUGAGUGGGAGUGGAGGGAGAGAAACAUUCCAGUUGCCUUUCUCCAGAGCCAUGUGGCAUAGUUUCAGCCAGCUUUCAUCAUUAGUGCCACAGCUUGUAUUACAUCUGCCAGGUCUGUCUCUCCUGCCUCUUCUGGAUGGGAGAUCAAUGAAAGAAAUCCUUCGGGAGAUUGGAAAUACCUCACUC